AUGUCCGCCAUAUUGUUGCGACGGAGCUUUGAUAACUCGUACGUAUUUGAGAUAUUUCACCGACCCAUAUUUCACGUACAAGUUAAUAUUUACUUUCGUUUCCGUUGGGAAGGUACCCGUAUUUUGUCUUUAACAAUGUCCAACGACGUGGUAGCCACAUGGCAGGUGGCCCUACCUGAUGGAGUCCAUGACAUUGAGUUUGAACAUGGGACAACAUCUGGCAAAAGAGUCAUCCGAGUGGACGGAAAGGAGAUCUAUAAGGUAGACUGGAUGUUCAAGUUAGUCGGCAAGGAACACUUUCAGGUAGGCCACAGCAAGGCCAAAUGUACAAUCACUAUAGACGCUGUCAGUGGAUUUGCUUAUGAAUACACACUGGAAGUCAAUGGGAAAAGUUUGAACAAGUUCCGCGAGAACCAGAGCAAAGUUCAGAAGGCGUGGGUUCUGACCAUUGCAGGGAACCCCAUCAGGGUGUGCUUGGAAAAAGACACACUGGAUGUUUGGGUGAAUGGAGACAAAGUGGAAACAUUUGGAGAAUUUGGGGAAGAAGGAACAGAGACUCAUUUCCAGAUCGGGGCUCACUCUGCCCACAUCACCGCCAUUAGCAGUGGGCGGCGGCGCGACGGAAUUCUACAUAAACUGUUCGUAGACGACACAGAAAUCCCAGAAUGCAGCGAUUGACCUAGCUUAUGACCUAAUAGAGAGAUAUGAUGCUUUUUAAAGCUGAUUUAUUUUAUUUCAUUCCAGAAUUUCUUUUUCAGGAGAAUUUAGAUUUGGUUUGAUAGUUAGAUUUAUGUUUUUUUGAUAUACCAUUCCGUCCAUAUACACUGUACCCUACACUAUUGUAAUGUGACAUCAGCAUUUUUGUUCGAAUAUCAUUUACUUUUUUUUCGUGAUUGCAUGCAUUUUUCUCAGUCAUAAUCUAACAGUUUUUUCAUUAUAAUUUUAUGUAUCACUCUCUUUUGUUUUUAUGGUGGAAUGUAUCAAAGUUAAUUCUUUCUUAUUAUGUGAAAACAAAGUUUUGCGAUGGUUUUGUUCCUACAAAAAUACCUCCACUUGUAGAUUGGUCAGAAGGGUAUUCAGCUUCAUGCAUACUUGUACAAUGUACUUUGAAAAAUGAGCAACUAUUAAACAGUUGUAUACUGUAGAUUCCUAUUUAAACACAAGGAAUUAAUAUCCAAGUAAAAUUGUGAGAAACACCCGGGCCCGUACAGAUAUUAAACUUUCACCUUUUUUAAGACAGUUGUAAAGUAUAUGAAAUUAUAACAAAAUUUUGGUGUUUGCGAUUUUAUAUUCUCGCAAUUUGAUUCAAAAUAGCAGAAUUGCAGAAUUAGGUUCUUGUGUAUAAUAAGGAAUCUACAGUCUUUUGUUCCUGUUAGAUAUGAACCACUUGUUGCAAUGAACCUGUGUGCAAUUGUGCAACAUAUCAGAGGCCAAAACACAUGCUAAAAAUGCUACAAUUACUACAACAGGUACCUCAUGAUAAUAUCCCAGGUGCUGUUUGACCAAUCUACACCAAUGGCGACAUAGCAUAUAUUGUGCCUCCUAACAUGUUUCGAAUCUUUUGAUUAAAUUUGUGCCUCAUUUUUAUGAUGUAAUUUAGAUUUCUUGGGUUGAUAUUUGCCAUAUGUAUGUGUGUAUCUGUUUAUUUUGUUAUACACAUUCAGUGUAUUGAUUAAUUAUUUGAUAGGAUAAUACAUAUUUUGUAAGGACUCGCAUAUAAUUACGGUAAGAAAAGUAAUUUGUCAAUCAUUUUGAUACACAAAUAUCUGUAUAAGCUAUAAAUUCCAACAUUCCAAAAUAACCAGAUAUACUUUAAUAGCGAUUAUGUAUGUACAGGUACAUGUAUUUUGUAUGUAUGUACAUGUAUUUUGCUAGACAAAAAGGUUAUUUCUGAUUCUUUCUUUUGUUCAGAAUAAUAAGAAUGUGCUUAUUUAAAGCUCUUGUGUUUGGUGGUUAUAAAUAAAAUAGAGAAGCACAAUUUUUAGUUGAUUUAGUCCUGAUUAAUAAACAAGCCACCUUGCCCUAUUAUGGCCAAUGUGUUAGGACCUGUCAACAUUGCUGUGACUUGAUCUCAAAUUUUGAACUGCCCCUGUAUCCAUUCAUGUUCUAAGCAAGAAAAUUUAGUUGUAAAAUUUCAUGUACAUGUUUUCAUUUAUGAAAAUUUCUUGCUUUGAUGCCCAGUUAUACUUGAGUAGAUCUGCAUUUUAUUUCAGUCUUGAAAGAAUUAUUGUAUUGAAUUUUUUAUUUCUGUGAUCAACAAUAUUUAUGCUCAUAUUAAAAUCAGAAAAAUACUGUAAAUUUAUCACAUCAUCAUUUUUGUUUUGGCUGUAUAGUGACAAUCUAUGAGAUUAUCCCGACAUUGUGCGUAUAUCCAACCAUUUUCUUAGCACUCUGCAUGCAUGGAUCUGCAGUAUCUUUACAAUAUUAUUUGUGAUAUUUAUCAACUGAAGGAUCUUGUUGUCACAUAUGUAUCUGUGAUUCUUAAAUGAUUUUGUUUGAUUAUACAACCCUUUCUAUGUAGUUUUUAAUGUUUGAAAUAAAUAUAAAAAUAAAUUCA
This is a messenger RNA of Magallana angulata, 2557 nucleotides long. RefSeq names its product fas apoptotic inhibitory molecule 1-like. Bases 1 to 678 code for a protein of 225 amino acids. Gene Ontology annotation, biological process: negative regulation of extrinsic apoptotic signaling pathway via death domain receptors; positive regulation of neurogenesis; canonical NF-kappaB signal transduction. The record is from RefSeq and is a predicted model, not a curated record. The transcript has 5 exons. NCBI's taxonomy places the organism in Eukaryota, Metazoa, Mollusca, Bivalvia, Ostreida, Ostreidae.